AUGGCUACUUUGGAUAAUGUCUUAGGUUAUUACCAUGUGGCUAAAGAUUUAGAAUGUGUCAUCAAAGAAGGUCCUCUUGCCAGUGGCUUGGAUAAAUAUCUGGAGCACAUGGAAAGCGUUCUCAAAGCUGUCCGCUACUUUACUGACUAUAAUCCACUGGAAUUAACUGAAGUGACGCGAUUAUUCCAAGAUGGUAAAGAAGCUCUUGGGAAAGAGUUUCGGUCUCAACUGUCUCGAUAUGGCAAACCAGUUCCCCCCAUCAUUAUCCUAGAUAUGUUAGGAACAGAUGAAGAACUCCAGUCAGGCAAUGGGGAGGUCAUAGUAAUGGAACACUUGCCAGAAAAAGUUGCAAAGGAACUUGGAGAAAUUGCUCGCUGGCUGGUUACCAACGGCAACACAACAGAUUUCCUUAAUGUUUAUACAACUUCCAGAUCUGGAAUACUCGUCCGAUCUUUGCAGGGUUUGAAAGAACAUUUAAAAUCUGCCAGUGGGAGCAGUAAUUCUGGUCAUUCGCAACACUCACCUGCUUUGACUGGUAAAAUUCGUCCAACUAAAGAAAUGGCGCCUUGGAAAGCACUGAAAUUCCCUGGAUAUCUGAAGAAAGCUUCCACGUCUCUCAUCAAGUCACCUUUUGAAUCAGGUCAUCGUCGCACAGGCUCAUCUACAGAAGGUGUGAAGGAAGAUCCUGCUGAGAUUGAAAUUGAAUUCUAUAUUACAGAAAUGACAGCUCUGCUCAAAUUGAUGCAGAGUGAAGCCCAGCUCAUGAAUGGAAUAAUUCCAUCAAAAUACCAAAGAAUGGAGUUUGACAAAGUUAUUCUGCAAGCCUUGGAAAUGGUGGUCAGUGAAGGAGAGGCAAUAGCAUCUAAUGCUAAGAAGAACAUUAACCGCCAUGAAUACACAUCUGUCCUUUCAAUAUUCCCAAUUGUGCAACAUCUGCGGUCUAUCAAACCUCAGUUUGAUCUCACACUAGAGGGCUGUCAGGCUCCAACACGUGCAAAGCUAGCAUCACUUCUGUCUGUCCUGGAUUCAACAGGAGCAAAAGCACUCGAAGCGUUCAUUGAAAAUAUCAAGAUUGAUCCAGAAAAAGCAUCUAAUAUGCCUAAGGAUGGUACAGUUCAUGAAUUGACUAAUCAUACUAUAAUAUUCCUUGUGCAACUCAAAGAAUAUGCAGAAACUGCUGGAGCUAUGUUGGUGAAAUAUGCCGCUGAUCCUUCAAUGCCCUCAACAAACAAGGAUGUUGAAAAAAGCAAGCUGAAGUUGGCUGACUACAUCACUAAAGUUCUGUCUGAGCUUGGACUAAACCUGACCAACAAGGCAGAAACAUAUAGUGAUCCAACGAUGAAGCAGAUCUUCCUUCUCAAUAACUGCAAUUAUAUAAUCAAAUCACUUAAAGGGUCUGGGCUUCUGGAUUUCAUCCAUUUAUGGAACAAAGAUGUUAAAGCUUAUUAUGAUGAAAAAAUUACUGAUCACAAAAAAAAUUAUUCACAAAGUUGGAGCCGUGUUCUCCAUUAUAUCUUGGAGGUUCACAAACCAAUUUCUGUGCAGAGGGCUCAGAAUCCAGAUUUAGCUAAGUUGAAAGAUAAAGAAAGGCAAAAUAUCAAAGAUAAAUUUACAGGCUUCAACAAAGAACUUGAAGAAAUUUACCGAAUCCAGAAGAGCUAUGCCAUCCCGGACCCCGAUCUGAGACAAUCCCUCAAGCAAGAAAACAAAAAUUACAUUCUGCCCAUGUACCAAAUGUUUCACGACAAGUACACCCGGUUAAAUUUUACUAAAAACCCAGACAAAUAUAUAAAAUAUAGCGUGGAAGAUGUUGGGCGGAUGAUUGACAAGUUUUUUGAUGCCUCUGCUUAG
Acanthosepion pharaonis is the source of this 1851-nucleotide messenger RNA. The record is from the annotation of a GenBank genome assembly. Lineage: Eukaryota; Metazoa; Mollusca; Cephalopoda; Sepiida; Sepiidae.